AUGCGAGCCAUUACGACAUUGCGAUUUAACUCACGCCUCUCUGCUUUGCAGAUAUUAACUCCAAUUCCCAUACUCUUCCUUCCACGCAUACCGCAUCCGCCGUCUCACCACUUUUCUAUUACUGCACCACCGUAUCUAUUGCACCGCCUUGUUCCACACCAACCUCCCACAAACCCCCCCACAACUCAUCCUCUCUGCCUUAAAACAACGUCCUUCGACUUCGACAUCGAGCCCGUUCCCUUUCAACUCAUCACAUUCGCUGCCUAUCCCCCACCUCUACACAAACAACACCACUCUGUUCCACGAAAUGGGCAAGCUAGGCAUAAUCGGCGGCACAAGUCUCUUCGAGACCUCCAUGUUCUCCUUCCUCGAGCCCAAGACCGUCUCUACCCCGCACGGCGACGCCAUUAUUUACGUUGACCCCACUAACACCAGCCCCAUCGUCUUCCUUCAGCGUCAUCAUGCGGAUGGCUCUGCCGGCGCCUCUGUCUACUGUCCUCCCCACUGCAUCAACCACAAGGCCAACAUCGCUGCGCUGCAAGCCGAAGGCGUCGACCGCGUAGUCGCCGUGUGUUGCGUCGGCUCGCUAUCCCCCGACAUCCCCAUCGGCUCCAUCGUCGUCCCCGAUGACUACUUUUACCUCUUCGGCCCGUCCAUCUCAUUCUUCGACGACGCCAGGGGCCAUAUCGUCCCCGGCAUUGAUGACGCCUUGCGGGGAGACAUUCUCGACGCCGUCCGGGGAACCGAUAUUCAAACCCUCCGGAAGGGCCCCGCCACGUACGUGCAGACGACUGGCCCGCGCUUUGAAACUAAGGCCGAGGUGCGCUUUUUGGAAAAGCUUGGCGACAUCAUUGGCAUGACCGCCGCCUCUGAGGCUACCUUGACCAAGGAGAACGAAAUCCCGUACGCCAUUCUCGCCAUGGUCGACAACAUGGCCAACGGCCUGGCCGGAUCGGAGCUCACGCAGGAGCAGUUCCACAAAAAUGUUGCCAACAACCGCGCCACCGUCGAAAAGGCCGUCAAAGCCGUCCUCGCCCACCUUGGCAACAAAUCGUAGCACCAACACACCUCUCUCGCCUCUCUCCUUCCGCUGUAAAUAAUCUCCUGGUCGCUACUAUUUUUUUUGUGGCAACCUCCCUAAGCA
This is a messenger RNA of Chondrus crispus (carragheen), 1144 nucleotides long. RefSeq lists its product as hypothetical. Bases 1 to 420 code for a protein of 139 amino acids. NCBI's taxonomy places the organism in Eukaryota, Rhodophyta, Florideophyceae, Gigartinales, Gigartinaceae. The transcript is spliced from 2 exons. The record is from RefSeq and is a predicted model, not a curated record.